Messenger RNA from Pistacia vera, 1511 nucleotides. Its product is annotated as alpha-1,3-arabinosyltransferase XAT3-like. The record is from RefSeq and is a predicted model, not a curated record. The coding region runs from base 12 to 1511 and encodes 499 amino acids. The transcript has 2 exons. Gene Ontology annotation, molecular function: glycosyltransferase activity. NCBI's taxonomy places the organism in Eukaryota, Viridiplantae, Streptophyta, Magnoliopsida, Sapindales, Anacardiaceae.
UGCGGGUAUCGAUGGGGGCCGGUCUGAAGAUGUUAAUGGUCAAGGACACAAGGAGUUCCAAUAAAAUAAUCAGAGAUACUAGCAGCUCUAAAUACAUCCAUGAGAAUAUAAGCCAUAAUUCUCGACAUGUAGUUGAUGAAAUUACCAAUAUUACUUCCCAACAUAUUGUUAAGAAUGCAAGCAGCAGCCGGAAUAUAGUUGGGGACGUAAGUAAAUCUCUACCUUUGGUGGAUGGAAUUAGUAAUAGCUCUCAGCAAACAGUUAAGAACAUCACGAACAGCUCCCACCAAUUGGUUAAGGAUAACGACAAUUUACAGCACAUAGCUAAAGUUCCAGAGUUUGUCCCAAAGGAAGUAGUACUAGAGCCAGUCUGCAAUUUCACGAUAAGGUCAGACUUUUGCGAGACCAACCAUGAUAUAUUGAUUGAUGGAAGUUCCGCCUCUGUAUUUAUUCCUUCAAGUACUCAUCAAACAGGAAUCUCGUCACAAAACAGUUCAUGGAUUAUCAGGCCUUAUGCUCGAAAAGGAGACGAAGCCGCAAUGAAUAGCGUAAGGAAAUGGUCAGUAAAGUCAGUGAUUGAUCCCCAACAACUCCCACAAUGCACCAAAAAUCACAGCGUUCCAGCCAUUAUUUUCUCCAAUGCAGGAUAUGCAGGAAACCAUUUCCAUGACUUCACUGACAUCGUUAUUCCUCUGUACAUGUCUUCUAGACAGUUCAACGGAGAAGUCCAAUUUCUCAUUACAGACAACGGAUAUUGGUGGAUCAAGAAGUUCAGAAAGCUACUCAAGAAGCUGUCUAGAUAUGAUAUCAUCGACAUUGACAAAGAAACUGAUGUCCACUGCUUUCCAAGAGGGAUUAUUGGCCUUAAACGCUAUGACGGUAGAGAGCUGACCAUUGAUCCUUCUAAGUCUUCUCAAUCCAUGAAAGACUUCAGGGAGUUAUUAAGAAGUUCAUAUUCAUUACCCAGAGCUACAGCUAUUAAAAUCAAGGAUGGUGAAAAGAAAAAGCCUCGACUUCUGAUUAUUUCUCGAAAGAGAACACGGUCUUUUACAAAUGCAGGUAAAAUUGUUGAAAUGGCUAGAAGAUUAGGAUACAAAGUAAUUGUGGCGGAGGCAACAAUGAACGUACAAAAAUUUGCAGAACUUGUAAAUUCUUGUGAUGUACUGUUGGGAGUUCAUGGAGCUGGGUUGACCAACAUUGUUUUUCUUCCUGAAAACGCGGUGGUUAUCCAAGUAGUACCAUUAGCGAAGGAAUGGUUAUCAAGAUUUUAUUUUGAAGAGCCUUCAAUGGCUAUGAAUUUGAGUUACUUGGAGUACAAGGUCAGAGCAGAAGAAAGCAGUCUAAUACAACAAUACCCACUUGAUCAUCAAGUCCUGAAAGACCCCUCCUCCAUCCGGAAACAAGGAUGGGAAGCAUUUAAGUCAGUGUACUUAGACAAACAAAAUAUACAGCUUGAUUUGAAACGGUUUAGAGGUACUCUGCUAAAAGCCCGUGAGCUUUUGUCUCGCUAG